Aspergillus ibericus CBS 121593 is the source of this 354-nucleotide messenger RNA. RefSeq lists its product as uncharacterized. The transcript is spliced from 3 exons. The record is from RefSeq and is a predicted model, not a curated record. The coding region runs from base 1 to 354 and encodes 117 amino acids. Lineage: Eukaryota; Fungi; Ascomycota; Eurotiomycetes; Eurotiales; Aspergillaceae.
AUGGAAGUCACCAAAUCCGCCGUCUUCAGCCCCGCGCCCGUCUCAGCCGAAGCCCUGGGAGCAUUCUACCUCGCCGCCCUGACUGAAAUCCAAGACACCCAUCACCGACUUCCCUCUGCCGCCCAGCUGGACCUAAGAUUCGUCUUUGGAGCCGACAUGACCAGACCGGGCGUCACAGUUCCCCUCAUGCUCACGGCGACCGAGCGCACUACUAUCGAGGAGAGAAAGACGGGCUUUGCGAAUUUGGUUCAUGCCAUGUCUGUUCAGCCCCUGUUUACGGGGAUGACUUUGGAGGUGAAGGUCGUUUUUAAGAUACCUGUGUCGGGUGAGACUGCGGAGAGUAGGAGUGGCUAA